GUCACGUGACACCUCGUCAGCGCCUUCACCCCUCUCGUCUCGGACUCAUGCGACAGCAACGCGCUUCUGAACAUGGCUGCGCCCAUCUCGCUGCAGUUGCAGGAUUUAUUAAACCCUUUACCCAAAUUCCAUGAUCCCGAAGACGACGAGGAUGAAGCUACCAAGGCCAAAGUAAUAGAAACAUUUGAUGAAGGUGAAAAUGAUGAAGGAGACUUGGCUGUGAGCUCACUGCGAAGUCGUGCCUCUCUUAUUUCUCUCUUGGAUAUUGACAGGAGGUAUUCAGGAAGAGCCACAACACGUAAGGAACUUCUGGCAGAGGCUGAAGAUUCUGGGGAAGAAAAUGAAUCACAAGAGGACAUUGAAACAUUAUCUGAGGAAAAUAGUCUGCUGUCUGCUGAUUAUAACUCGGAAUUAGAUGAAAGUAAUGAAGGGGUUAAGGUACUGGAUGAUCAAAUGAAAAGUCCUGAUCACAAGCCUGAGUCUGGGAAGUCUGUGAGUCUGGGAAGCAGUGUGGAAGAAGAUGAGGAUGAAUCAGAAAAUGAGAAGGGAUCGGGAGAUAGUGAGGAAGAUAAUGGUGAUGAGGAUGUUGAAGAAAGUGGGAAUGAAGAUGAUCAAGAGAGCAAUGAUGUGAAGACUUUCUCAGAAGAACAUGUGAAUAAGGAAGUUGAGAAAGGGAAGGCAGUGAAGGACCAGCUGAUUUUAUGGGACCAAAUUUUAGAAGGUCGCAUCAAGUUGCAAAAGGCACUGUUAACAGGCAAUCGACUUCCAGAGCCUAAUACGUUUCCUGUCUUUAAGAAAAUGGGAGGCUCAGAGUUUGCUGCCGCUCAGAAGAAUGCUCACAAAGCCCUAAAAGCCCUGCAAAGGUCACUUCUGGAGCUACAGGACGAGUUGUUCUAUCAGCAUCCUGACACAAAGAAUUUAGUUGACAACAAGGAGAGUACAGAUGACAGUGAGAAUGAUGAUUUUGAAGAGCAGGAAGAGGAAGUUCAUCCAAAAAAAGGCCCACCCAAACGCAAACUAGAAACAAGUGAAUUCCCAGAGUUCAUAGCAAAACGUUUUAAAGCAUUCCAAAAGUAUCGCAACAGCACACUGCAGAAGUGGCAUGAUAAGACCAGACUGUCAUCAGGCAAGAUAGGAAAGGCCUUUAGUGCAUUUGAUCGCAAUAUGCUUUCUCAGAUUGACCAGAUAAUGAUGGCAAAAGACAGACUACUAAAACGAACCCAGACUAAGCGAUCCAUGUACAGGGUUCUUGGGGAUCCAGAGCCAAAGCCUGAUGAUGUACUCCUGAAAGAGAGAUUGCAGGAUCAACCAGAAUCUGAAUGUUUGGAAAAAAAUGCAACCUCAAUCAAAGAGUUUCAUGAAGAGAUUUUUGAUGAUGAUGACUUUUACCAUCAGCUUUUAAGAGAGCUGAUUGAAAGAAAAACUAGUGCUGUUGAUCCAAAUGAUCAGGUGGCAAUGGGCAGGCAAUGGCUGGCUAUUCAGAGGUUACGAAGCAAAAUUAAGAAGAGGGUAGAUACCAAAGCCAGCAAAGGACGAAAAGUCAGGUUUCAUGUUCACAGCAAGUUAGUGAAUUUUAUGGCACCUAUUGCCCAGAGUCCAGUGAAUGAUGAUGCCUGGAUGGAGCUGUAUAAAUCAUUAUUUGGGAAAACAACACCAGCGACACAUCCAGUGGACUUGCAGACCACUUUCAAGCCCUGACAGCCUGGUUCACGAAGACCCAAGGUGUUUGUCUGAUCACUUGGUUGCCACAUAUCUUAAGUAAAUGUGGAUAAAUAAGGACUUCUACUUUCAUUUGUAUCAUCCACAUGAUCUCUUCUUCUGUGGCAGCUCGGUUUCACUUGAGAUUAUGAGAUGUGGUGCAUCUCCCGAACUUCAGUCUGGUGUGAGCUUAGUAUGCAGCUUGAGGAACAACAUCCCAUAUUGGCCAAGUCUUUAGGAGUGAACCAAGAUGACUGCUGUUUACUUGCAUAUCAGCUGAGGGUGGUGGAGAGGACAGGACUACUUGUUCUGAUGCUUUUUGUUAUUCUCUUGAUACUCCAUGCUGUCUUUCAUUUAAUUUUCAGCAACUAAUUGAUGCGCCACAAGAUGCUCUUCACAUAUUGUCAAACAUUUUUUUUCCUUUAUUUUGUUUGGUUGUUCAGAAUGGUUAGUGGGUUGGAAGGAAGCAUUUGCCUGUUAGCUGGAACAGUUUAUCUUUAUUUUCCUUAGUCUUUGUGCAUUUCUGACAAGCACAUUUUUUUAUUAUUUCUCGAAUGGUUCAGCCGUAAACCUUGGAAAUGGCCAGUAUCCGAGACUUGGAGAUGCCGACACAGAAAACUGCCUGUUCAACAAUCACCAUAGCACAUUAAAGUAUUUUAUAAUAUAAUAUAAAGUCUAGCGAGUGUAAGGCACGCACAUUCUUAGGCAUGUUGUGAUUCUGUGCUUCUCUAUUUUGAGACAAACAACUUCAUUUUCUAGCAUGUCUCUAAUUAGCUGCAGAAUUAGUGAUGCUGACGUUCCUCCAUAGAUCACCAAGAGCCUCCAGGGAGGCCGGCGGAAUAGAGCAAGUCGCGUUUCCAAUUAUUGUGUUGAAUUGCUAAUUUAGUUAUUGUGCCUGCCGUAAUUGUGGUGGGUAUUGGCUGCUGCGGUUCAAUUUGUUUUAAAUAUUUGUGGGGUGACGGAUCAGUAAUGGAGCUGACCUAUCUGCAUGCCACUAUGAAGGAGACUAAAACAAAGCACAACCUACAAAGCCAAGCUGUCAUUCAGCUCAUUUUUAAGUUUGAUCUUGCUCAGUCCCUCUCAAGACUGUUCUAGUUAAGAAGCUUGAAAUCCCCCC
Erpetoichthys calabaricus (reedfish) is the source of this 2815-nucleotide messenger RNA. RefSeq names its product apoptosis antagonizing transcription factor (gene aatf). The transcript has 12 exons. Gene Ontology annotation, cellular component: nucleus; nucleolus. NCBI's taxonomy places the organism in Eukaryota, Metazoa, Chordata, Cladistia, Polypteriformes, Polypteridae. Gene Ontology annotation, biological process: regulation of transcription by RNA polymerase II. The record is from RefSeq and is a predicted model, not a curated record. The coding region runs from base 73 to 1698 and encodes 541 amino acids.